Molecule: messenger RNA, 2721 nt
Organism: Stegastes partitus (bicolor damselfish)
Lineage: Eukaryota; Metazoa; Chordata; Actinopteri; Pomacentridae
Product: protein-glutamine gamma-glutamyltransferase 2
Exons: 15
Coding region: 102-2153 (683 amino acids)
Biological process (GO): peptide cross-linking
Cellular component (GO): mitochondrion
Molecular function (GO): protein-glutamine gamma-glutamyltransferase activity
Source: RefSeq, a predicted model, not a curated record
CUGGCUGCCUCGCUGCACGGUCAUUAUCCAAUAAGCACCAGGCUGCAGCUGAAGUGUCACUUUCCACACUGAAGCCAAGGGACAAGAACUUCACUGCAGACAUGAGUGGAGUUUUGGAAAUCGAGCGCUGCGACCUGGACGUUAAGAGCAACAGCAGAAACCAUCACACCGAGCUGUAUGGAGAGGAGCGCUUGAUUGUCAGACGGGGGCAGCCCUUCAGCGUUAUUUUGCACCUGUCACCUGGCAGCAAAGAGUUCAAACCGGGUGAAACAAGCUUCACGCUCAUCGUUGAAACCGGUCCGUUACCCAGAAAAGAAUCAGACACUAAGGCUUCCUUCAGCCUGAGUGACUCCACGUCGGACACUGAGUGGAGCGCGUCUGCCUCAAGCGAUCCCUCUGCAAAGACUGUAUCUGUGUCUAUCUCCUCCUCACCCAACGCUCCCAUCGGGGUCUACUCUCUAGAGGUGGACCAGAAUGGGCAGAAGACCAGCUUAGGACAGUUCAUUCUGCUCUUCAAUGCUUGGUGCUCCAGAGAUGCAGUUUACAUGCGCAGUGAGACAAAAAGGCUGGAGUAUGUCUUAGCACAGCAUGGGCAGGUGUACAGAGGAACACAUACAAGGAUCAAGGGGAAGCCCUGGAACUUUGGACAGUUUGAAACAGGAAUAUUGGACAUCUGUUUGAAGAUUCUCGAUGACAACCCUAAAUUUGUGUCCGAUGCUGAUAAGGACUGCUCUGGCCGGAGAGAUCCCAUCUACGUGACCAGGGUGCUGAGCGCCAUGAUCAACAGUAACGAUGACAGGGGAGUGCUGGUGGGAGAGUGGGGGGAGUUUUCAGGUGGGGUCCAUCCAGGAACGUGGAUCGGCAGCGGCGACAUUCUGCGUCAGUGGGCAGAAAGCGGUCCGGUCCGCUACGGCCAGUGUUGGGUGUUUGCUGCUGUUGCAUGCACAGUGUCCCGUGCCCUGGGCAUCCCGUGUCGAGUGGUUACUAACUUUGGAUCGGCUCACGACACCGACGCCAACCUGGUGAUAGAAAACCUGUUCAGUAUAGAUGGUGAAAGCCUUUCCAGUGAUUCAGUGUGGAACUUCCAUGUUUGGGUGGAUAGCUGGAUGACUCGUCCAGACUUGGGGCAGGAGUUUGAUGGGUGGCAAGCCAGCGAUCCGACCCCUCAGGAGACAAGUGAAGGUGUUUUCUGUUGUGGACCUGCUCCACUAAAGGCCAUUAAGGAAGGAGAGCUGACCAAGAAGUAUGAUGCACCCUUUAUUUUUGCUGAGGUUAAUGCAGACGUUGUGGACUUGGUGCGCCUGGCAAAUGGAGAGUUCGUCAAGUUCAGCGGAUCGACAAAGUCUGUUGGACAAUUUAUCAGCACCAAAGCUGUGGGUUCAAAUGACAGACACGACAUCACGCACCAGUACAAAUAUCCAGAAGGCUCAAAAGAGGAGAGACAGGUGUAUGAGAAGGCCCAACACCGCAACAAGCUGGAGCAACGAGGAGAAGAACCAGGGUUCCACCUCAAGAUCAAACUGGCUGACAACAUGAUCGUGGGCUCAGACUUUGAAGUGCACGCCAUCCUCAAAAACAACAACAUGAAGGACAGAACCUGCAACUUCCUCCUCUUUGCCAGAGCAGUCGGCUACAACGGAAAACUAGGAGACAGCUGCGGAUUUGCUUCGGACAAAAUAGAGAUUCCCUCUGGAGAAGAAAGGCGUCUGUCUCUGAAACUGGACUAUGACGGUUAUGGAACAGCGAUCACAUCUGACAGGCUCAUCCAGCUGUCGGCCAUCACCGUCGACAAGGAGACCAUAGACUUCUGUAAGGCUGAGAAGACCAUUGUGCUGGAUGAGCCAGAGCUAGAGAUCAAGCUGCUGGGAGAAGCCAUGCUGAACAAGCCUGUGUCGGCCCAACUGACCCUGAUGAACCCUCUACCAGAACCUCUGCAGGACUGCAGCUUCACCAUAGAGGGAGUCGGCCUCACUGGCGGCAAACCCAUAACAGCACAGAUUGGAUCUGUCGGCGCCAGACAAGAAGCCAAAGCCAGCAUUGAGUUCAGUCCCACCGCUGCCGGCUCCAGCGUUCUCCUGGGGAACUUUGACAGCAACAUACUGAAGAACAUCAAGAGCUUCAUCGACAUUGUUGUGAAAGAAUCUAAUUUCUAAUCGUCUAAUAGCACCAACGGCUUUUUGUUUACUUUAACUGGAUAGCUGUGACUUACAUUACAAAGCUGCCUUUGACAAAUGGAGCCUAAAAGGUCAUUUUUUAAAAAUCUACUUAUUUUUAAACACUUGUUGGAAGAGAAUAAUUGCAAUAUUAUACUAUGUAAAAGAAUAACUUUUGUGUAAUUUUAUUAACAAACGCAGCUGCUGUUGUUAGUAUACAUACUGUAUAGCGCCUCAGAAGUAGGCUCCAAUACAAUAAUGGUGCCAAUACAUUUAGAUACAGACACAUUUAUUUAUCUUGAAUGAUGAAUAAGUUUGUAUUCAUACAGAUUCAUAUGAACUGUGAGUAAAGAAAUAGUUCAGAGUGCCUCCUUUUUGUUGUUAGAAAUUUGAGGCUCUGUGUUAUUCAAACCUGCAGACGGAAAAUAAACUCUCAGCAGACGGAUAUCGCCACUUUGGGUAAUGCUGCAAUAACCUUCAAAAGUUCACAUGCACAACUUCAUUUUUUUUCUUUUUAUUUCUACUAAUGUAGUAGUUAAUUUGAGAAAAAAUAAAACUUCUCCACUAA